Messenger RNA from Acanthopagrus latus (yellowfin seabream), 3802 nucleotides. RefSeq names its product dynamin-1-like protein. Gene Ontology annotation, molecular function: microtubule binding; GTPase activity; GTP binding. The transcript has 18 exons. Lineage: Eukaryota; Metazoa; Chordata; Actinopteri; Spariformes; Sparidae. Gene Ontology annotation, cellular component: microtubule; membrane; mitochondrion. Gene Ontology annotation, biological process: mitochondrial fission. The coding region runs from base 228 to 2249 and encodes 673 amino acids. The record is from RefSeq and is a predicted model, not a curated record.
AUCGGUGGGGGAAAAAAGCGGGUACCGCCUAUGUAGUGAACUGACGGCUACAUCUUGUGCUGCUAAUAUUGGAUAACAAUUUGGACAAAAUGCGAUGUUUUUGACGCUCGCCCCUUUUGUGCGAACUAUGAAGGAUAGACACAUUUAAUAAGGAGGGAUAUUUAUUUGUAGUUCACCGAUUGUUCUGUUUUUACCCAUUUAGUAAGUUUGCCCAGUCUGUUGGAGAGAUGGAGACUCUAAUUCCCACCAUCAACCGGCUGCAGGAGGUCUUCCUCACAGUAGGUGCAGAGGUCAUACAGCUGCCUCAGAUUGUCGUGGUUGGAUCUCAGAGCAGUGGAAAGAGCUCUGUGCUAGAGAGCCUGGUUGGACGGGAUUUCUUGCCUCGGGGAUCUGGAAUAGUCACAAGACGACCCCUCGUGUUGCAGCUAAUCAAUGUUGCCCCUAUGCAGGAGAGACUGAAGAUCGAGAGUGACAAUGGGGUUAAACAAAAUGCCCAAAACAGCUACCCAGGUGUCAAAGCUGAAGAAUGGGGUACAUUCAUGCACUGCAAAAACCAGGUCUUCACAGAUUUUCAGGAAAUUCGUCAAGAAAUCGAAGCAGAGACUGACCGCAGUUCUGGUGACAACAAGGGAAUCAGCACUGAGUCCAUAUAUCUGAAGAUUUUCUCCCCCAAAGUCCUAAAUCUAACUCUGGUUGAUUUACCUGGAAUAACUAAGGUUCCUGUUGGGGACCAGCCAGAGGACAUCGAGGCUCAAGUACAAGAGAUGAUCUUGUCCUUCAUCUCCAAUCCAAACUCCCUCAUCCUCGCGGUGUCCCCUGCCAACUCUGACUUGGCCACCUCUGAUGCACUAAAAUUGGCUCGCGAGGUUGAUCCAGAUGGUCGUCGAACAUUGCUUGUGAUCAGUAAGUUGGACCUGAUGGAUGCAGGGACUGAUGCUCUGGAGGUCCUUCUUGGUCGAGUCAUUCCAGUCAAACUUGGGAUUAUUGGAGUGGUGAACAGGAGCCAGCAUGACAUCAAUACCCAGAAGAGCCUGGAGGACUCAAUGAGGGAUGAGCAGGCCUUCCUGCAGCGCCACUAUCCCUCGCUCGCCUCCCGAGCAGGCUCACGCUAUCUAGCCAAAACUCUCAGCAGGCUGCUCAUGCACCACAUUCGGGACUGCCUGCCAGACCUCAAAACCCGAGUGACUGUGUUGAAUGCCCAGUACCAGACAAGGCUAAACAGCUAUGGCCAGCCUGUAGAAGACCACAGUGCCACCUUGCUGCAGAUUGUCACCAAGUUCGCCAGCGAUUACUGCAACACCAUCGAGGGGACAGCCAGAUACAUCCAGACGUCAGAGCUCUGCGGGGGUGCUCGGAUCUGUUACAUAUUCCAUGAGACCUUUGGCCGCACUCUGCAGUCCAUCGACCCCCUGGGAGGGCUGACUGAGCUUGAUGUCCUCACCGCCAUCCGCAAUGCUACGGGUCCGCGGCCAGCGCUUUUUGUGCCCGAGGUGUCCUUUGAGUUGUUGGUGAAGCGGCAAAUUAAACGGCUGGAGGAGCCCAGUCUGCGCUGUGUAGAGCUUGUUCAUGAAGAGCUGCAGAGGAUCAUCCAGCACUGCUCAUCCUUUAGCACGCAGGAGCUUCUGCGAUUCCCCAAACUGCACGAUUCCAUUGUGGAAGUAGUGACUGGAUUACUGAGGAAGCGGUUGCCGAUUACUAAUGAGAUGGUACACAACUUAGUAGCAAUAGAGCUCGCCUACAUCAACACAAAACAUCCAGACUUCACGGAUGCUGGGCAGGUCUCAGCAUCUGUCAACAGUCAGCAGGCAGAGGCCCUUGAUGGAGGAAAGCGCUGGAAGAACGACAAGUUUGCAGAAGAGAAAGCACCGGCUACAGGCUUCGGCAGCCCCAGCAAAGGCCAGGCCAUUAACCUCCUCGACACAGCAGUGCCCAUAUCCCGCAAGCUGAGUGCGAGGGAGCAGAGGGACUGUGAGGUCAUUCAGCGCCUCAUCAACUGCUACUUCCUCAUUGUCCGUAAAAGCAUCCAAGACAGUGUGCCCAAGACAGUGAUGCACUUCCUGGUGAACUUUGUGAAAGAGCAUCUGCAGAGUGAGCUGGUGGGUCAGCUUUACAAACAGCCACUGCUGCAGGAACUGCUCAUUGAGUCACAGGACACGGCACAGCAGCGGACUGAGGUUGCUCAAAUGCUUGAGGCACUCAAAAAAGCCAAUAACAUCAUCUCUGAGAUCCGGGAGACCCAUCUGUGGUAGCCAGAGGAAAUGAACAAUUCCCUUGUCAUACGACAGCUUUGAGAGUAUGAGAGUGUGUCUGUGUGUGUGUGUGUGUGUGUGUGUAAGUUUGCAGCACUGAGAGCAACAGUGUGUGAGUAUGCGUUUGUCUAUGUGUGGCAGUACCUCUGUUUUCUCAUGGACCAACGACCAUAGCACAUUUAGAUCAAUGUUUCUCCCUUCAGCUGUCGCCCUGACCAGUACACUGGGGCUGUUUCUUUUCACUGUGAACGUUGUGUAGUGACAGAAAUUAAUUAAACACUCAGGCCAAAAGUGUUGUUGCAAAGACACAGCCGCGAACAAAAUCUUUCUGUGACAAAAUGUUUGUUGGGUCAUUAUAUUGUUGCUGUAAAUGUAAAAGGUAAAUCGUAUGUGCAUAUGAGUAUUUAAGUUGUGUUCUCCAGGGUUUUUCUUUUUGGAUCAAAAUGUGUUCACACUGUACGGUUUCAAAUUGGGCUUCCUCUGAGCCCCUUCAGCAGGUGCUAAAAUUAUGUUAGAUUAGUUGUGUUCCAACUUAAAUCACCUUCGUUGGAGCACUCAGCAGACAAAGAAAUGAGGUGAAAAUCCUACUAAAUCAAUGCCGACUGCAAUGCAACAAUAAAGACAGAGCACAGUCAUUACUGGAUGAAUGCAGAUUGUUUUUCCCGCGCUGUUGUGCUAAUCAAUAUCAGGUUUGUUUUCCAGUCACAUUUACAUAUCAGCUCAUUAUUGAGCUUUAUACUGACUUUCUAGUUUAGUGUGAAGUCAUAAACCAAGAGACCAAAAAAAUCCCAACAUUUCUUUUCCUGUAUUUCUAUUAGGUUUUGUAGGAGAUUCCUUUAGUAUUUGUGCAUAUAAACUAUAGUAUUUAGAAAACAGAGAUGAAUCAUAAUGUAUAAGAAUAUUCAAGAGAUUGUGUUACAUGUGUAGGGUUCUCCAUCCUUUGUUAGUGUUAAAAUCCAGAUGGAAGGACGGUAAUGUUCUGCAGCUUCUCCUCAUUUCCUUGAAUCAGUUGUUCACUGGUUUCCACUGUUAAUGGCACAGAGAGAUAAGAUAGAUCCCUAUCAUUGUCCCUGCCCAUUAGUGAGGAUACUGCCCCAAGAAUAAGACACUCAGUAUGCAGCUAACUCCUCCUGCAUGUAGUUUAUUCAUCUUUUUCCUUCUUUUCCCAACAUAAAUUUCUCUUGAGGCAGCAUCUCCCUCUCAAGUGCUGCAGCGAUUAAUGUCAAAACAAAUAUAUAUAGUAUAUCCUGAAAAUUAGACUUUUUUCUACGAAGACCUGUCUUAAUGGGACUAUCAAACUCCUCACACAGCACAACAUCCUGUCAGUCUGUCUUUUUAAAAGCCCUGUCCGAGUCUGCAUGUGUGUGUUCAGUAUGCAUGUGCGUACGUAUGAAUGACCUAUUUAUGUAUAUUUUGUAUUAUUUAAAAUGUAUGUUAUCAUGAUUAUCAUGCGUCAACUGCCUCUGAGUUCUUGCCUGCCAAUGUUUGUGGUACAUGUUUACUGAACUAGGCCUGUUGAGGUCGGACGGAUUCAAUAAACCCUAACAAAGGAC